Psammomys obesus (fat sand rat) is the source of this 1829-nucleotide messenger RNA. RefSeq names its product dermokine (gene Dmkn). Gene Ontology annotation, biological process: cornified envelope assembly. The transcript has 19 exons. The record is from RefSeq and is a predicted model, not a curated record. NCBI's taxonomy places the organism in Eukaryota, Metazoa, Chordata, Mammalia, Rodentia, Muridae. The coding region runs from base 1 to 1524 and encodes 507 amino acids.
AUGAAGCUACAGGGCUCCCUGGCCUGUCUCCUGCUGGCCCUAAGUCUGGGUAGCGGGGCAGCCAGCCCACUGCAGAGUGGAGCAGAGGGCAAAGGGGCAGGUGCCUUACAAGGAGUGGGAGAUGCCAUUAGCCACGGAGUUGGAGAGGCUGUAGGCCAAGGGGCUAAAGAGGCAGCCAGCUCAGGAAUCCAGGAUGCCCUCGGUCAGGGGCACGGAGAGGAAGGUGGCUUUGCUUUGAGGGGGGCCAGGGGAGAUGCUUUCGACCACAGGCUCGGGGAAGCGGCACGGUCUCUGGGGAACGCUGGAAAUGAGGUUGGCAGGCAGGCUGAGGAUGUCAUUCGACGAGGGAUAGAUGCUGCCCACAACUCUGGCUCUUGGGGGACAUCUGGAGGCCAUGGCAUGUUUGGCUCUCAAGGUGGAAGACAGGGAAAUCCUGGUGCUCAGGGGACUCCCUGGGCCUCAGAAGGCAACUAUGGAACCAACUCUCUGGGUGGCUCUGCGGGUCAAGGAGGCAAUGGCGGGUCAUUCAGCUAUGAAACCAAUGGCCAGGGCGCUGUGGCUCAGCCUGGCUACGGCUCAGUGAGAGGCAGCAACCCAGACUCAGGGUGUACCAACCCGCCACCAUCUGGCUCCCGCGAAAGCUCCAGCAGCUCUGGGGGAGACGGCAGCGGCGGUGACCACGGUGGCAGCAGCGGUGGCGGUAGUCAUGGCCAGGGCAGUAGCGGCCACGGGAGCAGCAGCAGCGGCCAAGGCCACAGUGGCAGCAGCAGUUCUGGGUCCCGGGACAGAGAAACGGCUAAUUUUGACGAAGGCUAUUCAGUCUCCAGGGGAAGUGGCAGUGGCGGAGACAGAGAAGGAAGCAGCAGCGGCGGCAGCAGCGACAGAGGAAACAGCGGCGGUGGCAGCGGUGGCAGAGGAGGAAGUAGCGGAGGAAGUAGCAGCGGAAGUGGCGGUAUCGACAGACCUGAGUGUAACAACCCAGGGAAUGAUGUCCGAGUGGCCGGAGGAUCUGGGAGUCAGGAGCAUGGGUCUAGCGGAGACAGCGGUCAAAACGAAGCUGUCAGUGAACUCAAGAGUGUGAACUACGAUGCACCAUCCCUGCCCUUCGACUUGGACGGUUUCUGGGAGAAUUUAAAAGCCAAGUUGCGUUUCAUUAACUGGGAUGCCAUCAACAAGGGCCGCCUCCAGCCUCCCAGCACUCGAGCCUUACUUUACUUCCGAAGACUUUGGGAGAAUUUCAAACGCAGCACCCCUUUCUUCAACUGGAAACAGAUCGAGGGCUCGGAUGUGGCGUCGCUGCAGAAGAGGGCAGGGGGCGCCUCCGAUCAGUUUUCACAGCCUGAGGCAGCAAGACAAGAGGUGUCCGCCGUCACAGCCAAGAACUACCACAACAGCCCACAGGAGAAUCCUACUUACAACUGGCAAUACUAUGCCAAGACCACCCCCAAGGGAGGAGUCGUACCUUCCUCGUCCUCGGCUUCCCGGGCACAACCCGGCCUGCUGAAGUGGAUGAAGUUUUGGUAGAAGAUUCGUUCUAGUCACUGCCGACUCUCCAAGAACGCAGGGCUUCAGGGAGCUUGGCUGUACUUACCCACAGUCCUCUCUGCUGCGGCAGACCUAUGUGGGCGUUGUCAUCUCGCAUCAGCUCACCCGGGGACCUGGUUUAUCUGUCCUCAUCCUCCCCACUCCGCUGUGGUGUCCCGGAGACGAAUCAGCGUCCUAGGAUAACCGGCCAGUUUCUUCACCUUCUUCCCUUUGUGACCGGAAGUCCCCGUAACAAUGCUGCAGGGGCUUCCUACUUUCGAAUAAAUAAAACAAGGCUCUUUGUU